This is a messenger RNA of Stylonychia lemnae, 3927 nucleotides long. NCBI's taxonomy places the organism in Eukaryota, Ciliophora, Spirotrichea, Sporadotrichida, Oxytrichidae. The record is from the annotation of a GenBank genome assembly.
AUGCACAUGAGUCAAUUCAGCCAAUCUAGAAAUGAAAGUAAAGAAAAGCUUGAGCCUGUUGUUGUGAAGACUCUUCAGGAAAUCAAAAAUGAAAAGAAAGAAAAUAAUUGGAAGUCAGAAAGAAAAGAAGUUUUUCCAAUCUAGAAAUUAGAAAUACUUCAAAAUUUUAAUGUUUGCGAUCAAGAUACUUUCAGAUCAUAACUUGACGGAUUGAUUGAUUAGAAAACUGAUAGAUACUAUGGGCAUGAAAAUUCAACUUUCAAAUACAUUGAAAACACUAUGAAUUUCAGACAUAAAUUAGAUAAAAUAGACGAACUAAUUUAAAACCAACUUUUCAAGGGUACUUAUGAAUCCAUUUAGCCCUAAUAUAUUUACAAGAAGGACGAUAUUUUUGACAGUAAUUCUAAAAGGAAAAAGCUUUUCAAUGUUCAAGAUAAUAUGAGUUUUAAUCUCAAACACACAGAUAUUUUAACAGAUCAUCGAGGUUAUAUAAUCACUAAAACUGGAAGUAAAUUUUUCAGUAUCAAGGAACUUUUGGAUAGAGAUAAGCUUAGACAAACUCCAAGGCCAGAUUCUAAUAUGGAAAAAGAUGAGUCACAGAUAUAGUAGUUAAACUAAACUGAUAAAUCUAUCAAAAGAAUUAGCUUAUUGAAGAAUGAAGUACUAGAUACUCAAGUUGGCAAUAUCUAGCAGUAAUAAUUAACAUAGAUAAGAGAAAGGAGUUUUUCAAAGAAACAUAAGCACGAUGCUAGGAAUUCCUCAGUUUCUAAAUUAAUGUUAAAGAAGGAGGAUUCAAUGUAGUAAUAAUAGGUUGGAAAUAGAUCAUUCAUUUCUCAGGCGCAGUAAAAUCAGAAAUUCAAGCUAGAUCUUAUGUCUGAUGUUUCCUAAUGGUUUAAAAAUAAAAUAACUAAAGAACAAAAAAAGGCUGGAUUUCUAGAAAAGUUCUCUGAAUUCAAGAGUAAAAUAGAAAAAUAACUAGAUGAAGAUGAUGAUAAUUCUGAAAAUAAUUCUGAGAAGAGUUAUCAAAUGGAUGAUGAAUUAAUUCAAUAAAAUAUGAAGUCUACUGCCUACUUCGAUAAAAAUUAAAAACUCACAUUCGAAAAAUAGAAUGCAAAAGAAACAAAGAAAAUAAUGAAACUACUUUUAGGUGAUGAAAUUAGCAUAAAAUAGGCAAUGAGGGAGAAUGAUACCAUUUCAAAAGGUAUUGGGUAAAUUCAAGACAAGCUAAACUAUUUGCAAGAAAUACAAUAAGCAAAUGAUGCUCUAAAGAGUAUUAAGACUUUAAUGGAAGGUAAAAAUAUAAAAAGAUUGUAAAAUUUGAACAUCGAUCCAUUCUAAUUAGACGAAGCAUCGUAGUAAAUGUAUUAGGAAAUCCAAAAAAUGCAAGAGCAAAUGAUAGAAAAUAUUUAAAAUGAGGAGGAUUAAGAUAUUCCAAGUGGCUCAGGCGGUAUAUAAGAUGCAGUUAGAUAUUUUAAAUUCAUUCCAGAUUUCCAAGAUACGAUCAUAUUCAAUAAUAAUAAUCUUGAUGAUGAUAAUUUUGCAAUUAUUCUAGAAGCCUUCGUUUCAAUAAAAGGAUUGAAAGCUCUCUAUACUAUUCAAAAUUCUGAUCUAUAAGAAUUAUGCCUUAAUGGUUGCAAAUUAUCAUCAGCUGUAAUUGGGGAUUUAUUGGGAAAUUUAAAAUAAUCUUGCUAGUUAAAAGUACUAGGACUCUCUUAAUAGCAGUUUGAUCUUCAUGCAUCUCUAAAUUUAGUCUAGCUUAUAAAGAACACAUAGUAACUUUUAAAAUCAUGUGCCUCUAAACAUUCUCUAGAGUACUUCAAUCUUUCAUUCAAUCCAGUCAAAGAGUCUUUGAAAACAGAUUUCGCUAAUGCUAUUAAAUCUUUUAUACUUUAAAGUUUGUCAUUGACUCAUUUCAAUCUAAGUGCUUGUGGUCUACAAGGAUAGAAUGCUCUUAUUGUAUUUAGCAGCUUAAGAAAAGCAAAAACAUUGCAAAGUCUGCAUUUUAGUGGAAAUGAAUUAGAUGUUAAAACAGCAAAUUAAAUAAGAGAAAUGCUUAAAUCACGUUAUCUUAAACUAAAUGAAGGAAAUGAAGGAUUAUAUACUAAUGCUGAAAAAGACUAUAACUAACUUCCAAACAUUAAUAAUUAAGAUUCCAAUGCUAAAUAUUAGCUCAGCAAGGAGGAAAGAUAGAAAAAAUAUGAUUAGCAAAACAAGCCUUCAACUGACGUUCAUUAUGAAGAGAAAAACAUCCCUAAUAAAGAUCAAUAUAUAUUUUCAAGAAUUCUUGGUCAUUUAGAGAUAUAAAAUGCUCAUAAAUGGGUUGAGAGAGAUGAGUGCUGGAUUUGCAAUAAGUGGUAGUAUGUAUUAAUUAUAUGGUCAGAAGGAGUGAGUGAUCUCUUAUAUGAGCAUAAGCCAGCAAAAUAUUUAUAAUAGCAUGAGAAUUUGAUUAAGAAAAGCAAUCCUCUAGUAGAAAAUAUCUAUGAAAAUACCAAAUUGAAUCCAAUUUUAUUUGGUCAUGCAACUAACUUUUAUCAUAAAAAGUUUCUCUCAAUUGAUGAUUUUCGGGAGAGAUUGGAGAUAAAUCUAAAACCAUACUAGAGAAUUGUUGCGAAGGAGGAGGAAAAAUCAAGAAUCGAUAAGCUUACAUAAGAACGGUUUCACAAAGCAAAGGUAAUGCUUUCAAUGAUGAGAAACCUCUCAACUAAAAUGCCUUUAAAAUCAGCUAAUUAGAAAAAGGAGUCCAAUAAUAAGCUUUAAAAUUUGUAGAUGAAUUAAUAAGAUCUCAAGAGCAUUUUUUUGAUAAAUAAAUAAUGGCCAAAGACUUUUAAGCAGGCAUAUGAUGAUCUUGAUCAUUAGUAAUUAAUAUUGAUUGAUGAUGUAAUAAAGUCAAAGCUAAAACCAGAUGAGCUUUACUUCGCUUAUGCUUAAUAUUAUCCUCCUUGCUAAGCCUAAUUUAUUACUCAAUCAUAUCACAAAAGACAAUAUAUAUUUGUAAAGAAUUUUGAAAUCAAACAUAGACUUACCGAUAUCAAGUUAUCUUAUAAAAAGAUUAAAAAAUACAGAAUUAACAGGAAUUUCUCUUUAAAACAAAGUGUUUUUUCGUAAUGGGCAGUUGAUAUUCAAUAAGAGUACAGAAAAGCAUUUGAGGCUGAUAUGAAAUAUUCUAAAAUUAAGAAAUUUAUAAAAGAUCCUACAGAAUUUAGAGAUGUAUGCCAGACACUUCUAAACAAUUAUGCAGGAAUAUUUGAAGUCUAUGUUUAUUGCAGUGGAAGAAGCAAUUAUCCUAGUGUCUAAUGGAUUGAUUUUACUGAUUUUUGCGCUAGUUGGAAGAUUAUUGAUAGAAACCUGACUCUUGCCAAGAUUGAUAUGCUCUUUGUUGCAGUUAACUAUGAAGGAGUGCCAGGAGGGUUAGAUGAUAAUCCAGAUAAAGAGUUGUGCCGAUAUGAAUUUUUUGAGAUUUUAGUCAGAAUGGCUUUAGCAAAACAAGAACUUAUUUGGACUUUAGAGGUAGAUGAUCUGUUUAAGGCAAACAUGAAUAGCAUUAAGAAGCUUUUCCAAUCAGUACUUACAGGCCUGAAAAGAGUAUUUACUUUAGAAGAUGCAAUUGAGAUGGUGCUGAAAGCCAGUGGAUUGUAAAUGAAUAUAAAAGAUGCAAGAGUUGCUCAUGCUUAUUCUAAAUUUUUAGUUGUUGAUGAAAUGGAAAAUAUUGACAGUCUAUAACUUCUAAAUUUUGGAGAAUUUUAGGAGUUUAUUGCGAGACUUGGUCAAAUCAAAUAUGGAGAUCCUACCAUGACAUUAUAUGAUAAGAUAUUUAAAGUAUUAACAGAACUUUUAAGACUUAUUGGAACAUCUCCAUAACAUCCUAAAAAUGAUGAUUUAGGGUAAAGUGAAAGUGACUAUGAUGAGGAUCCUGAGAACUUAGAAUGA